AUGGAUAGAAAUGAACAAAGAUUUAGGUUUUGUGGUGAUCUUGACUGCCCUGAUUGGGUUCUGGCAAAAACUAGUACAUUAUCAAAAGUGACAUCGGUGAAGAUCAAAUUACUCUGCGUACAAGUCAUCAAAGAUCUACUGGAUGCUGGAAUUGAUUAUGAUAAAGUCUACAAAUUAACAGCUGAUGCUAAAUUUGAGACUAGAGAUGUAAAAGCCAGUGUUGCUGUAUUGUCAUUUAUCUUGUGUUCUGCUGCCAAGUAUAAUGUUGAUGGUGAAUCACUGAGCAAUGAACUACAAAAAUUAGGUCUGCCGAAAGAACACGCUACAGCACUAACAAAAUCCUACAGUGACAGUUUAGAAAAAUUACAGGCUCAACUGAGAAAACAUAGUCUGAGGUUGUCACAGUUGGACUCUGUUGAAUGGAGAGUUGAUUACAUAUUAAGUUCUAGUCACUUGAAGAGUAUCGAUGAACCGUGUGUACAACUAAGGUUAAAAGUCAGGGAUCCAAAUACAGAUAAUGUCAAACCAGUCACGUUUACUGUCACAGCUGAUAAAUUCCGGAUUUUGUUAAAUGAGUUGAAGCAUGCAGAUUCUUUGAUGGAGAACUUAUCAAGCUGACAAAGAUGAAGACAAGGAUAUAAUUCAAAUUUAAUACUCGGAACUUAUUGAAUGAAUAAGUUGUCUGAUUUUGUAUGUACAGUUCUUAAUUACUGUGUGUCCAAAUUGCCUUAAAAAUUGAAUUUUGAUUUAAAAUGAAUGAUAAUGUAUUCUAUUGCAAUUAAUUUUGCACAGUUAUGAAAUUCAUAAGAAGAACAAAAGAGGGACGAAAGAUACCAGAGGGACAGUCAAACUCAUAGAUUGAAAACAAACUGACAACGCCAUGGCCACAAAUAAAAAGACAAAUAGACAAAUAAUAAUACAGAUGACACAACAUAGAAAACUAAAGACUAAGCAACACGAACCCCACAAAAAACUGGGGGUGAUCUCAUGUGCUCCUUAAGGGUAAGCAGAUCCUGCUCCACAUGUGGCACCCGUCGUGUUGUAUAAUGAAUAUAGAAUUCCAAAUUAACUCAUCAUAGAUACCAGGGUUAAAAUUUUUUAUCCCAGAUGUGCGUUUUGUCUACAAAAGAGUCAUCAGUUACGCUUGAAUAAAAAA
Messenger RNA from Mytilus californianus (California mussel), 1156 nucleotides. RefSeq names its product COMM domain-containing protein 4-like. The coding region runs from base 1 to 618 and encodes 205 amino acids. The transcript has 8 exons. The record is from RefSeq and is a predicted model, not a curated record. NCBI's taxonomy places the organism in Eukaryota, Metazoa, Mollusca, Bivalvia, Mytilida, Mytilidae.